UUUGCAAACAGGUGAGUAACCUUUCAUGGUCGUACACAGUUUGAAAAAUGAGACAACGACUCGCCGAGUGGAGCGGCUUAAUUUCACCCGCGCGCACGUCCUUUUCCAAUGAGCCGAACCACAAGGCAAAAGUAGACAUUUACAAGCCUGUUUUCAUUUUUUUUAUAUCACGUGGACUGUUUUUUCAUCCACCAGCAGUCAAUGCAAGUCAAGUUCAUCUCCAACUAUUAAUUAGGUGUAAUAAGGCCCAAUAACAGGUUCCAAAGUUGGUUUGUAUCGUUUGUUUAGCGAAUAUUCCCGUGUUCUCUUUUCUCCAUAACAAUACGAAUGCCGAAACCGAAUUCAGAGAGGCAGCGUCGGGUUCAAAGGUGUCAUGACAAUACUUGAGUUAUUUCCUUUUUGAAUUCAUUAUGAAAAAUACAAUAACUAGCGGUUAUGAGCCAAAAAAAGCAGAGGCAAGCAAUCAAGGUCAGAAUAAAAAAAAAGGGAACAAUAAAAAAUUAUCCCAUUUUUUUAGGCCAAUGGAUUGCGUUUCCGCCCAUUGAUUGCCAAGAGCACCCAACCGCCUCGUGCUUUUCUAAUUGCUACCCAUACUCGCAUCAUUGCUUGGUCUUGAUGACCUUUUUUAAGCUUUCAAAAAGCAGUGAUAAGAGCUUAUACCCCUGGUCAAACCGUAAGCUUGGCGGCCACAGUCAUUUUUCACCGAGAUGGGGUCACGCUGCCACUUCUGUUCCUGGAGGCAAUAUCCUCAUUUUUGGCGGAAUGCAUCGCGGUCAUGCCAAGAAAGACCUGAUUGCAAUCGAUACAAGUAACCUGUCAGCCAGUGUCAUUAACGCACACGGCGAUAUUCCCCCACAACGUUGCUCAGCCACGUUGGCAACCCUAGGUCAUUGUGCGUUACUCUAUGGCGGUGCUCCUAUUCAACGCGACCAGAUCUGGGAUAUCAAUGUUUAUGCGUUUCAAAUCAAUACUCGGCAAUGGAGUCGUAUCAUUUUGGAAGGCGAAGCACCCAUGCAGCGAUCAGGACACUCCGUGGCGGUGAUGGAUGGCAUGAUGAUUGUUUGGGGUGGACAGUGCGGGACACACUACUUCAAUGAUUUUUUUGCUUUCCAUUUAUAUCCCUCCAGUGCAUCCCAUGGUCAAUGGCGAACGAUUCUUGCCAAAAACGAAGGCCCCAGUCCUCGUGCCGGUCAUGGUUCCGUGGUGUACCAAGAUAAACUUUACAUUUUUGGAGGAAUGGACGAUCAGCGACUUUAUCAGGACAUGUGGUGCUACGACUUUGAAACUCGAUAUUGGGCCUGUCUCCGUACCGUCGGUUACAUUCCGUCACCGCGCGCUUACUUUGGGUGUACCCUGAUGGAUGGCGUCAUUUAUGUAUUUGGUGGUCACGGCGCCGCGGGACAACGUGUGGAUUAUCUAGGCGACUUGUGCGGUUUCAAAAUAUCCAGUCAACGUUGGUAUAUGUUUCGAAACAUGGGAACCGCGCCUUCACCACGGGACCACCUGAGCUUCACCAGUGUCAAGGGCAAAGGUUACAUCCUCGGAGGAUCGGCGGACCAUCCAAAAAUGGACGAUGCCGCCCUGGCUUACAUCUUGGACAGCUCCAAAAUCAAUUACCCUGCUGAACCUGUACCUACAUCGCCACCCCCGUCUGCAACGUUUUUUUCACCCAAUAGACUCACUUCACCCUCGCUUCAUUCUGAUCCCUCAUCCCCUCUCUCACCCACGCUCGCUGUCAAUCAUCUUCCGGUACCGCCAAUGUCGGACAUGCAGGAAUGUCCAUCGAUGGAUCCAGCAAUGUCCUUUUCUUCUUCUCCUUCCAUGAUAUCCACCGACCACCUCAAUGGCCAUACGAUCGAUACUCCAGCCGAACCGAAUCAUAGCUCUUUUGAUUCAUUGCCGCAUGAAAUCAGGCUACCCUCCGGGAACCCGCCACCGCGGCCAUCGCGGGAAGGCGUGCAUUUAGAUUGCGGGUAUCAAGAUACGUUGGACGUCGACGUGAAAGAAGAAGCAUCAGCGCGAAUGGAUCCAAGACAUGCCAACACUGUGCAAACAGAACAAAGUCGGGAAUCCGGAUUGGCACCGUGCAGGGGGUCGGUGAGUGCACGGACCUUGCCGCGCUCCUCGGCAUUGGACCCGGAGGAGCUGCAUGCAUUACUGUAUGAAAUACACGCACGUGAUGCGACCAUUCGUGAUUUAAAGAUCAAGGAGCAGUGGUGGGCCCUCGAGACUGCGCUCAGCCACCAAGACGAUCCUCAACGCCUGGACGAAAAGACAAAAGAGAUCAUUCAGCAUCGGAACGCCAGUCACACCGACGAAAAACUGUUGACGCAACUCAUGGCGGCCAAAUCCUUGUUACAAAAGGCCAAAAGCACUGCAUCUCAACAGAGCCAUCUCAUGUCGCGAAAACUAGAUCAAGCCGAUCACGCCCGAGUCUCUGCAUUGAAUGAAGCGGCGUACUAUCGAUCGAAAUACGAGGCCAUCACUCAACAGCAAACUGACGAUCUUGUCCACAUUGAGCGUGAGCGUAUCCUAGAUUUACAAAAGCGAUUGACCUCGGCAUUAAAUGAAAACGAUGCGGACAGCCAAUUGCUUCAGCAAUUGCAGCGACGAACGCAACUGGAUCAGUUGGGUCGAGUAAGAGCGGAGGAAGCGGCAAAUCAAGAUCAAGAGCGGGCCAAAAAAGCGCAACUAUCACACCAACGGACGCUGACGGAACUGUGCUUGCUGCAUCAGCGUACGGUGGAAGCGGAAGAACAAGCGCGUAAAUAUGUGGUGGAAAUCGCUCACUUAUCGAGUCGAUUGGCGGAUGAUUUGAUGCAGUACCAUCUUCACGAUGACCGAUCCGAAGUCAUGAUUAAACAAUCGCAACUGGAAUCGGCCCAUUUUGUGGCGCGGAAUGAGACCGCGUUGUUACGACGACAACUGGCGGAAAGCAAAGAUGACAUUGCGCGAUUGCAUACGUUGCUAUCAGAAAAAGAGGAAGCCAUCAGCGAAUCUCAGCACCGGCUGGAGAAAUGUCGACUGCAAAUAGAUUUCUGGAAUCAACGCCAACCAGCCGCAACACCCCAUUUCAAUAAAAUCAAUGGCGCAAAUGAGGCGGCCGAUUGAUUCGUUAUAGGAAAAAAAAUUACCAUGGUUGU
Molecule: messenger RNA, 3143 nt
Organism: Radiomyces spectabilis
Lineage: Eukaryota; Fungi; Mucoromycota; Mucoromycetes; Mucorales; Radiomycetaceae
Exons: 9
Coding region: 436-3111 (891 amino acids)
Molecular function (GO): protein binding
Source: RefSeq, a predicted model, not a curated record